Molecule: messenger RNA, 1758 nt
Organism: Medioppia subpectinata
Lineage: Eukaryota; Metazoa; Arthropoda; Arachnida; Sarcoptiformes; Oppiidae
Source: the annotation of a GenBank genome assembly
AUGUAUACAGUGUUCGCCCCGAAGGUGUUGCGGCCAAACACUGAUUACCACAUCAGUGUCUCACUGUAUGACUUCCCGGCGCCCAUCGAAGUAUAUGCCAGUGUUGUCGGUCCGGCACACAGUGUCAGCACCGGAGCCGUUACUGUAGGUACGGCUGAGACCAAAGUGUUAACCCUAGCGAUCGGCAAUUGGCCCGAAGGCCACUAUAAGGUGCAGGUGAUGGGGAAGGGCGCACAACAGCCUGGUGAUAUUCGACGGAAUCCCUGGGAUAGAGAGAGACCAACUGUUGCCAUAACAACGGACGGAUUUCUAAAUGAAUUACCGCUUAAUUAUGUGGCGAAAAGUGUGUCGGUAUUCAUACAGACAGACAAAAACACGUAUAAACCCGGACAGAAAGUACAGUUCAGGGCCGUUGUGGUCAACCCAUCACUAAUUCCCAAAGACAACAUUCCUAUUGAUAUAUAUAUUGAGGACGGUAACGGAAAGCGUGUCAUUGAAUGGACAAAAUUGUACGCAACAAACGGUGUCAUUGCUAAUGAGCUGCAACUGUCGGCACAGCCAGUGUUGGGCCACUGGACUAUAGGUGUGACGGCUUUGAGACACAACACCACAAAGAAAUUCACUGUCGCCGACCAUAUGUUUCCCACGACUAACGUAGAGAUAGUGUUGCCAACAUAUGUGACCGUAAAUCAGUCACAAGUGGUGGCACUCGUAAAGGCAUUUGAUUCCAAUGGGAAGGCUGUUGAGGGAGAGCUCAGUCUUUUUGUUCGGACCAUAAUUAAUGCCGUCCCGAGUAAAUUUUUUGCAAAGGCUAAGAUUUACGGAAGCGUUACAAUACCCGUCGAUUUUAAAGUCCACGAUCAUCGCUAUCCUGACUCUAAAAAUAGAAUAGAAUUUACGGCACGAGUGACAGAAACAGUGACCCGAAAGCAGUUCAACGGAUUCAAUACAGUGAAGGUAUCCGAAACGGAUGUUAGCAUAGAUAUGGUUAAGCCGUCCGAGACAUGCAAACCGGGGCUGAAAAACACGGUUCUCCUAAAAGUGGUCACACAAGACGGCAAACCAGUGCCCGAUAGCGGACCGCAACUCAAACUCAAAUACGGCUAUUCAUCGGAUGAGAGUGAAUGGAGAGACAGUCCGUUACUGUUGUCGCCAACCAAUGGAUUCAUUAAGUUUGAUGUUAUUCCACCCAAAGACACUUUUAUGAUGGUAGUUAAACCCGAAUAUAUGGGACUAACCCAUGAUUUAAAAAUUACAAUAGCUAGGACUCGGUGCAAGCACUAUAUGAAAGUUAUCCGUACGGACACAACCACUAUCACUGUCGGACAAGACGUAAAAUUCAUGGUGACUGCGACCGAACCUAUCGUACGAUUGGUGUGCGAAGUUUGGGGAAAGGGAGACAUAGUGUGGGCUAAGAGUUUUGACAUUCAGACCAAUAUUCAUACCGGGUAUGAGUUCAGUGUCGCGACUGUCAAUCAAAUGGCGCCGUCGGCUCGGGUUCUGUGCCAUUACGUGCGGCCCGACGACCGGGAAGUGGUGGCCGACGUUCUCGACUUUGAUGUGGAGCCAGUGUUUUGGAUUCCCAUUAGUCUCAAGGAUGUGGUGAACGAACUGAAGACCUACGACACGACUGCCCGCGACCGCCCGUUUGAUUUUCGUUCGUAUUGGUCCGCAACCGGUGACACGUUUGACGAUUUAGGUGUCGGAGUGAUGCACAACGGGUUCAUAGAUAAGGCACCAGAAAUUGUACCAUAUUAA